UUUCAACCUGUCAAUGUCAGGACGACAGUCAUACCGUAAGGCUGUAUAAAGUUGGCAAAUAUUUUAUUAAUCGCAGGCCUGAUCCACCAAAUUCCACCAUCCUAUUAACACGAUCAUGGAUUUGGAUUUGGAAUAUUCCAUAACGCCCCCUUUGUCUCCAUGCGAUGUUGCCAGUGGUGAAGACUCGCCGCCAUCAUUGGGACAGUCGCUGAAACAAGAUUCUGUUCAAUGUCUAGCCUGCGUUGAAUGUUUCAACAUUCGAGAGCACCAUACAUCACUGACCUCAACACUGAAAAGAAUUCUUCUUGGGAAGGACCCAAAUCCAGAGUGUUUCCAAGACAACACUUGUGAGCUCUUUGGCCACACCUAUGUCACUGGAGUGGCUCUUCUGGACGCUACGUCACAUCUCUUCUGUUUAUCGAGGCAGUGUGUAACCAAGAUACAAUCACUUCUUGGCCAAGGGAGCAGCUGGGGACUCAUAGAUCCUCUUGUGAGCGAAGCUAAGAGACUCCAUGGCCAUGUGAUGACAUUCAUGAAAUACGUGCAGGCAUUCAUUUACAGAUACUUCAACCUGCCCGAUGCUACCCUGCCCCCCUCGGUCUACACCCAGAGGCUGGCCGUCUUUCCCUCCUUGCUGGUCACUGAGCUGCAGACCCUGUCCAUGUUCAAUGGCAGGAUCAGUGAGUUGCCUGUGGGGGUCUUGCAACAGUGUGCUGCGUCAUCAACUAGACAGGAUUCCACGGGAAGCCUUUUGUUACACAUGAAUCUCAGCACUCAGUGGAGCAUUGUACAAGUGUUGCAUCUGCUGCAGGCUAAAUUGAAAGGAGAGCAAGAUGUCCUCUCAUCAUUUAAUGAGAAAGCUGUAGAAUUUUUUCAAGACCUGUUGAAUAUAGCAACACUCAAGUAUAACAAGAUCGGGUACAGCGAUCAUCAUCAACAUGGCUCAUUCCCAGAUGGCUGCCUGCAGGAUCUCUGGUCGUCUCUGAUACACCUGCUGGACUCUAGACACAACCAGUAUUCCACUGAUUCUUUCUGGUGUAGCUUUCAUUCCUGCUUGCUACCCCUUCUGGACGAACCCUACAAUCCAUCCCGAGAAGCAACCAUCUCCAGUGACCCGCCACCGUACCCCAAGCCCAGGGAUCCUGUUGGUCUGUGUUGGUGGUUGCUGCAGUAUGUUGCACCACUGUGUCAAUACGACCCAAAUGGCCAGCUUGUAAUGAGCAAACAGGGAAGGCCCGUUAGAAGCUACUGGCUUCUUGUUGAGGAUUUGCUGAAAAUAAUGUUUACUUCAAAUGAAGCAGUGCCUGACGAAGCUCGCAUGCAGACUUAUCUCAGAUCCUGCCUAGUUCUGUGCCACCUCUGGGAACCUAAGGGGUCAGUUCUGACCCUACUGUGGGGACACUUUCAUAAACGACUGAAUAAGAAGUUGAUUGUCCCUGGCGAAGGUGUGAAAAAUCUUGCUUCCAUCUGCCAAACUCCACAUUCCUGGUAUGACCAUUGUAAAGAGAGGAUAGCUGAUCACACUGCAAGUCGUCACCAUGAGAACAGCUUUGACCUGUUUUUGCACAUCCUGGCGACGCAGCUCAAGGGCAUGAAGGAGUUGGGCGGGUCUCAGGGAUGGAAGCAGCUGCAGGGGAGGUUCUACUCAAAGUUCCACAGCCGUAGCAUGAAGGAACUGGAUGAGACUGGCCUGAGCCGCUUCCUAAGCCUGUUCUUGACCUUUGCCCUUGUGACCGACCUCUCUGAUGUGACCAGCCGCAUGUUGGACUUUCUGGAUUUACUUCCUACUGACACUCUUACCCAUGGAAAGCUCCUACUUAUCUGGAGAGGUUUGUUCACAUUUUGUUUGGUUCAUGAGGAUCAGUCAUGUGACCUAGCUGUUGUUGCUGACAGACUUGUGCAGGGCUUCAACACAGUCUCUGUGGAAAUGUGCAGCAAGUCGGUUGACAGUGGAAGGAAGAGUCAGCUGUGGGCAUUGGUCCUGAGCUACAUGGAAGCCACACAAGAGGUGUUUGAUGCCAGCAACAAGCUGCAUCUCUCGGAAGAGAAACUCAUCGGAUCUGGUCUGAGCAACCUUCUGGAAGUCUCCUCAGAACAUGAGAUGAGGGCGUUGUUGACCUUUCUACAGACAAUUAUGGCCAGGCAUAGGAGUUUGUAUCAGCAAGUGUUGAUGCAGAGACCGUACUUAGCAGUCACAUCUGUGGCAUCGCCAGCACCGGAAAUGCUCAUGCACAAGUAUAAAGCUCUUGCCAAGAUUCUAUGGGAUCUGGUUUACCCUUUCAUUAAGAGACAUGCCUCCACCCAGACGCCGCCCUCGGAGCUAGCUGACGUUGCCACGAGCUUUACCCUGCUUGCUGCAGACCUCAAGUUGCAUGACGAGGCCUCAGGGUUAAGUCAGCCAACCUCCCAGGAGUUGUUCCAUUUUUAUGGCCUAGAUGACCACAAAGUUCAUUACAGUAUUACAGUGCGUUAUCUGUGCCACCUCCUGCCAAAUCACUCUUUCACCGAGCAACUCCAAGCAGCUAUGGGCCACACCCGGUGGGCAUCAUCUCUCAUCCACACCUGGCUACGAUGCGGACUGCAAAGCCCUCAGGCUGGUACGUCGAUGCAAGAGCUGACAAGACUGGUCUUUAAGCUAGAGGAGGCAUCUACCAUCAUGGAUAGUCAGUCAUCUAACAGCUUGAUUGAUGGGACUGGUAACCCGCACAAGCAUGUCAUGCUGCAAUUCAUACAAGCCCUGGGACACCAGUUUAACUCAGCACGGGGACUCCAGGAACGUGUGCAAAAGAGGCAAACCAUCCUGUCCUACUUUGGCGACCUGGUUGAGCUGAUUCAACCCAUGCUACGAAACCUGAGGUCAGCUAGUGACCUUUCCUGGAUCUACAAGGUCGUAGGUCACAUCAUCAAGUGCUGUUCCAGCAUUCUUUAUGUCAAGGGCAAGUCUCAAGCCCAACUACCAGGCAUUCUGACUGAGCUGAUCCUACCACCAGCCCUCUUCAACCCCAAGAAGGGUCUUCCAUCUCACAUGCUGUCUGCCAUCCGGGAAACCUUGCAUCUGUUUCUGGAAGGUCUCGCCAGUCUUGACCUACAACGCAAUGAAUUCAUUCAGCGCAAAAUCCAAGAAAUUGUUCAGCAGUACUUCCAUCGCUUCCAAGUUAAGAAUUCCUCUCUUGCAGCAGGGUCUUUGGGAAGUUCAUCAGCCAACCAUCCUUUAAUGGUUGCAUUGCAUAAAUCUUGUGCCCGACUGCCCAACCCACAGAUCAGUGCCCUUCGAGAGCUAGUCCUGAAGGUGAUUUGUCAGCAGUACUUGAUCUACCACGGCCAGCAGCCACCCAGCCACUUACCCUACACAUUGGCUUUCCUUCAAGAGCUGUUGCAUAGAACUAGCAGUCCUCAGCAAAUUGUAAGAGAUACUGUUGUGCUGCUUGGAGUGGUGCUGGAUUAUCUCCUUCUGUGCGAUGUGAACACAGUGAAGAAAUCCAUGAUGGUGCUGCUGACCGCCAUGAUGGAUGCAUGCAGAAGAGACAUGCCACCAAACCUGCAGGCUGACUUGCUGAGUGUCCUCCGAGGCUACCUCUCUAAGCAUCUGAGGGUGCAUCAGGCCGCAGUCCUCCUGACCCUUGAGACGGUGGCCGUACAGCACCCUGCGCUGGUGACAGCCCUGAUUGGCGACUGUUCCAGGCUGGUGUCGGAGUGUGAGCACAAGAGAGGGGUAGGCGCAGACAGCACACUGAGGCAAGCCUACUGCAGUGUCCUGAGUCACCUCGGUGAGGCUGGAGAAGCAGUCAUAUCAAAGAUCAAAGGAGGGGAGGAACUUGUGCAAAGAUGAGAUCCACCAUCCCACGAAGUAACUGGCAAAUUUGUGAGUGUUCAGACAAAGUUUAGAGCUAUCUGAGUUGUUUUUCUGGUAUUGUUGGCAAUGAUUUACAUUUGGUGAAAACGUUUGGACAAAUGAACUUUUUGGGGGACCACUUUUUUACAGGACAUUUGACUGCCAGUUGUCAUCUUUAGAUAUUUUAUUCAAUGGAGCAAAUGGCAAUCUUGAUCAGGUUUGUCGAGAACAGAGAUACAUUAAUUAUUUUAUAUCAUUAUUAAUCACUUGCGCCGCCGGGGUUUCCAGUACCGGACAUGUAUGCUUUAUACGCAUGGCCGUGGUCUCCAAAAUUGGACAAGGGAGCUGGGCCUUGUAACAAAAGACCGUACUCAGAACAAAAGACCA
Acanthaster planci (crown-of-thorns starfish) is the source of this 4219-nucleotide messenger RNA. RefSeq names its product MMS22 like, DNA repair protein (gene mms22l). Gene Ontology annotation, cellular component: nuclear replication fork. Lineage: Eukaryota; Metazoa; Echinodermata; Asteroidea; Valvatida; Acanthasteridae. The record is from RefSeq and is a predicted model, not a curated record. Gene Ontology annotation, biological process: double-strand break repair via homologous recombination; replication fork processing.